Planococcus citri (citrus mealybug) is the source of this 1525-nucleotide messenger RNA. RefSeq lists its product as uncharacterized. The coding region runs from base 341 to 1309 and encodes 322 amino acids. The record is from RefSeq and is a predicted model, not a curated record. The transcript is spliced from 2 exons. NCBI's taxonomy places the organism in Eukaryota, Metazoa, Arthropoda, Insecta, Hemiptera, Pseudococcidae.
CCUCCACCCUCCAACCGAAGCAUCACCACCAACCUACAGAUCCUCUUUCUGUCUUUCAAAACAUAUUGUAGGUAGUUCGCUGUUCGGGUAUUGGUUUGGCUUUAGAUUGGAUCACAGUUUUAGUAUCGUCACUUCGUCAGAAUAACGAAAGUAGUGAAGACUAAAAACGUUUAAAACAUAUUAUGUGUAUUCUUCAUCGAUCUGAAAUUUAAAUUUAUACCAUUAUUCACCUCGCGUUCAAGUGUAGUUGAGUAGUAACUAGUAAAUAGUGUAUUUUGAAAGUUCUUCGGUGACAAUUCACAUUUAGAAAAUAAUACUCCACAUUUUCAAAAAGUACAUCAUGGCAUUUAGUAGCAAAAACGUUGAUGAUUUUGCAAAUCAAAUCGCCGAUUUGGAAACCGCAUUAUCAAAUCGACAGCUUAACGCGCUCGAAGCAAAAAUAUUUUACGAUCAUUUGACAUCAGUUUACGAGAACGUGAAAUCAUAUGAAACCCAAUUGAAAACCAGCAGCGAGAAUCAGUCCGAAGUGCCACCCACCUGCUUCAGUACAAUACGAGACAUCUACUUGAAUGCGAUCGAUCUUAAAAUAAGAUUAAUGAAAGUUCUAUCGUCGACCGAAUCAACUGCACCAGCAAGCGAAAUCAUCAACAUCGAAGAAACCAAUGCAACAAAACAGUCCGAAACGGCGAAAAAUUUACACUCACAACUCCGAAAACAAAGUUACCUGAUCAGACAAAUGGAAUCGUUAGAAACACAGAAUGAUAUCUGCGCAACAAAGGCCGAAAUACUGUACAAUCACCUUUCUCAACUAUACGACAUGUUUAUCUCAAAUCAAAUCCAGAUUGAAGCUAACGUCGACGAAGGCGACUCUCUUCAAAAUCAACAAAAAAUUUCUAAAGAAAUCCAACAAAUAGUGAUCGACCUUCAAACGAAGCUGAAGAAAAUCAUAAAACCAACAGAAUCGACCGAAACUAAACGUCCAGCAAGUCUCCUCAUCGGGCAAAGGAAAAGCUUACUGACCAAUAUGACGACAAAUCCUGCAUCAAGUAUAUCAUCAUUGCAGAUGCAGCAAGUACUGCCAUCAGUACCAUCAUCAUCGCCAUCACUAGUACCAGCAACACCAAAUCCACCAACAUUACUAUAUCAACAGCAACAGCUACAACAGUUGCGGUGGCAGCAACUACAACAACAAACGAUCUUGGCUCAACAGCGAUUACUUCAGAAUCAAGUCGGCACCACGAAUUAUUCACUGGCCGGCUUAAGUCAACAACAACAAAAUCCAAAUUCAACACAACCUUCUACAAAUUAGUAAUUUACGUGUAGGUAUUGUUCCAGCAUUAAAUUUCGUAAGCUUGUUACUAAAGAGAAGUUGAGCUUUUUAGUGUCUGGAUUCUGAAUUACUCAGUUCAUGUUUUUGAGUGUUAUGUUGCUAGAUAAGCUUAUUAUGUUAAUCAAACAAAUGAAUAUUAUGCUAUAUUAUUCGAAGAUAUCGAUACUUUACGAUUAAAUGGUUCAACUUGGUAAA